AUGGGUCGGAAGAAAAACGUGACGAUCGACGACGACGAGUAUUCUUUUCCUGCGGACGAUCCGCCGGAGCCGCCGCCGUCGCAGGGCCCGGAGAAGGAGAACCGCGUUGCGCCCAAGAAAAACAAGAAGGGCGGCAAGGGCCAGCACAACGCCGACGAGGCCGAUGAUGCUCUGGAGACGGAGAAGCCCGUCGUCGCCGAUGACGCCCUGACGGUGGCGGCGGCGGAGGACGAGGACGAGAUCCCCGUCGUGUUCUCUGGUAAGAAGAAGCCUUCUAAAUCUAAGAAGAAUCCCGUUGCUUUUAGUGCUUUCAAUGCCCUCGGGGAUGAGGAGGACAACGAGGAGCCGGAACCUGAACCGAAGGUUAAAGCCAGAUCGAAAUCUGAGGUUUAUAACCAUGCGGUGGAGGACGAGGGGGACGAAAUCAAGGAUCUUGAUGGGGAAUUUGCCCGGCAGGGCGGGAUGGAGGAUGCUGCACCGAAGAAGCAGCAGAAAAAGAAGAAGAAGAAAGGUGGGAGGAUCGCCCAGGAGGAGGAUGAUUUGGACACGCUCCUCGCUGAAUUGGGGGAGGCCCCGCCGGUGGCUUCUAGUGCCCCACCCCGGGCUCCUACUCCAGCAGCAGACGAAGAAGCCGAAGGAGACGAUAAUGAGGUAGGUGCUGCGGAGGAGGCUGCCUCCAAGAAGAAGAAAAAGAAGAAGAAGAGCGGAAGGACUGUCCAGGAAGAGGAGGACUUGGAUAAGAUUCUUGCAGAGCUUGGGGAGGGCCCUGCACAGCCGGCAAGUGCCGCAGCUCCAGCUCCGCCUCCUCCAGUGGUGGAGGAGCCAGCUUCAGUUCCGCCAGAACAGGCAGAGGCUGCAGGAGAUGAGAAGGAAGAGGAGUCAGCUGCAGCAAAGAAGAAAAAGAAGAAGAAAGAGAAGGAGAAAGAGAAGAAGGCCGCAGCUGCCGCUGCGGAGGCUAAGGAAGAGAAGAAGGAAGAAGCAAAGGGAAAGGGUCCCGAGAAGAAGCUUCCAAAGCAUGUUAGGGAGAUGCAGGAGGCAUUGGCAAGGAGGAAGGAGGCGGAGGAGAGGAAGAAGAGGGAGGAAGAGGAGAGACUGCGGAAGGAGGAGGAGGAGAGGAGGCGGUUGGAGGAGUUGGAGAGGCUUGCGGAAGAGGCAAAGAGGAGGAAGAAAGAAAGGGAGAAGGAGAAGUUGCUGAAGAAGAAGCAGGAGGGCAAACUCUUGACAGGCAAGCAGAAGGAGGAGCAGAGGAGGUUGGAAGCGAUGAGGAAACAGUUUCUUGCUCAGAGUGAGGUUCCAAUAGGUGAUGCUGGUGGAGAGACAAAGAAAAGGCCCAAGUAUGAUACAAGGAAGUCUAAACACACUCAGCCAAAGGCUGUAGAGGCAGAAAAGGUGGCUGAAAGCCAGCCGGAGGCAGAUGAAUGUACUACAGAGCCAGCUGUUGAAGAUGAUAUGGCUGAAGAAGAGUCUGUAUCUCAAGUUGAGGAGGCUGAGGACAACGUUGAAGCUAAUCAGGAGCUAGAAGAGGAUAAAGCGAUUGAAGAGGAUGAGGAUGAGGAUGAGUGGGAUGCAAAGAGCUGGGAUGAUGUUGAUGUUACAUUGCCUGUCACAAGUGCAUUUGCUGAGGAGGAUCAGGAGGAGGGGCAGGCCAAACCUGUAGUUAGAAAAGGUGUGGAGCGUGUUGCGUCUUCAACUUCUGUGGAACCUCAGGUUACAAAGCCUGUUGUCAAAAAGGUGGUUGCUCCUCGUGCACCUUCAAAGAAGGGUGAUGUGGAAAACAAUGAGAAUGGGCGUGAAAAUGUAUCCAGCAGUAAUAUUAAGAGGGGAAAUGACGUUGUCACUAAACAAGAGUCAAAGGCUGUAGAUGAUAAAUCAAAAAAGAGCAGCAAUGACCUCCGCUCACCCAUUUGUUGCAUUCUGGGUCAUGUAGAUACUGGGAAGACCAAGCUGCUAGAUUGCAUUAGGCGCACUAAUGUACAGGAGGGAGAGGCUGGGGGUAUCACCCAACAGAUUGGGGCUACCUAUUUCCCGACCGAAAACAUAAGGGAGAGAACCAAGGAGCUGAAAGCUGAUGCAACAUUGAAGGUUCCAGGCUUACUUGUCAUUGAUACCCCUGGCCAUGAAUCCUUCACUAAUUUGCGCUCUAGAGGUUCCAGCUUGUGUGAUAUUGCCAUAUUGGUCGUGGAUAUUAUGCAUGGGCUAGAACCACAGACAAUUGAAUCUCUCAACCUUCUAAAGAGUCGGAACACAGAGUUCAUCGUUGCAUUGAAUAAGGUGGAUCGACUUUAUGGGUGGAAAACCUGCCAAAAUGCACCCAUAGUGAAGGCUCUCAAACAACAGUCCAAUGAUGUGAAGAAUGAGUUUAAUAUGAGACUUACUCAGAUUAUAACUCAGUUCAAGGAGCAGGGUCUGAACACAGCUCUAUACUACAAGAACAGAGAAAUGGGAGAGACAUUUAAUAUUGUCCCCACAAGUGCUAUCAGCGGUGAAGGAAUACCGGAUCUUCUGUUGUUGUUGGUGCAGUGGGCACAGAAAACAAUGGAAGAAAAACUGACCUAUGUUGAUGAAGUCCAGUGUACUGUUUUGGAAGUCAAAGUGAUUGAAGGUCUUGGAACUACUGUUGAUGUGGUGCUGGUAAAUGGUGUUCUUCAUGAAGGUGACCAAAUAGUUCUUUGUGGUAUGCAGGGGCCUAUUAUUACCAAUAUUAGAGCUUUGCUGACCCCCCAUCCUAUGAAGGAGCUCCGAGUAAAGGGCUCAUACUUGCAUCAUAAAGAGCUUAAAGCUGCACAAGGUGUGAAAAUUUCUGCACAGGGACUUGAGCAUGCCAUUGCAGGCACCGCACUUUAUGUGGUAAAACCUGAGGACAAUGUGGAAGAUGUCAAGGAGGCUGUAAUGCAAGAGAUGAAUAAGGUUAUGAGCCGUAUUGACAAAAGUGGGGAGGGUGUGUAUGUGCAGGCCUCUACCCUUGGGUCCUUGGAAGCCCUUACAGAGUUUUUGAAGAGCCCAGAUGUAAACAUUCCUUUCAGUGAUUUUAACAUAGGUCCUGUUCACAAGAAAGAUGUUAUGAAGGCUAGUGUCAUGCUUGAGAGGAAAAAGGAGUAUGCAACUAUUUUGGCAUUUGAUGUCAAAGUGAUGCCUGAUGCUCGGGAACUUGCUGAGGAAACUGGCGUGAGGAUUUUUGUAGCAGAUAUUAUUUAUCACCUGUUUGACCAGUUCAAGGCUUACAUCGACAACUUAAAGGAAGAAAGGAAGAAAGAAAGUGCUGAAGAGGCAGUGUUCCCGUGUGUUCUUAGGAUCAUGCCAAACUGUGUCUUCAACAAGAAGGACCCCAUUGUUUUGGGUGUUGAUGUUCUUGAAGGCAUUGUUAAGGUGGGCACUCCUAUCUGCAUCCCUUCAAAGGAUUUCAUUGAUAUCGGGAGGAUCGCUUCAAUUGAGAUCAACCAUAAACAGGUUGAUACGGCAACGAAAGGACAGAAAGUGGCUAUAAAGAUUGCUGGUUCCAGUUCUGAAGAACAACAAAAGAUGUAUGGCAGACAUUUUGAGAUUGAUGAUGAGCUUGUCAGUCAUAUCUCGAGGAGAUCAAUUGACAUACUAAAAGCGAAUUAUAGGGAUGAUUUGUCUCUAGAAGAGUGGAGGCUCGUCGUGAGGUUAAAGCAGAUUUUCAAGAUACCCUGAUCUGUGAAGAGGAGCAGUAUUCCUGCUUUCCAGGUGAUCCAGCAGAUCAUGUUAUCACUUUUAAUCAGAGCAUGCAAAAAUGGCAGGAUGUUCUUAUGGGAAUUGCAUCACAAAUAUCUCAACCUGCAUAGAAUUCCAAUGCUUCAAGGUGGAUUUUAUGAUGCUAUUUUGUGGAAAGUUUUGUUUGCUAAGCCGAUGGCAUGGGCUUUCGAUUUUGUUGUGGUGGGCUUCUUCAUGAUUUGUUCGGGAUGGUCUUCACGACCUCAUUUUUUUAUAAAAAAUAAUAUUGUAAUACAACUAAAUUUCUAGUUGUUGAGUGCAUGUAUUGUCCAGGAGGAACUGAAGUAUAAGAAUAUCAGAUUGCAAACAAAUUUGGGGCACCUAAUGUGUA
This is a messenger RNA of Elaeis guineensis (African oil palm), 4063 nucleotides long. RefSeq lists its product as uncharacterized. Gene Ontology annotation, molecular function: GTP binding; translation initiation factor activity; GTPase activity. Gene Ontology annotation, cellular component: mitochondrion; cytoplasm. The record is from RefSeq and is a predicted model, not a curated record. Lineage: Eukaryota; Viridiplantae; Streptophyta; Magnoliopsida; Arecales; Arecaceae. Gene Ontology annotation, biological process: translational initiation.